Molecule: messenger RNA, 2929 nt
Organism: Daphnia pulicaria
Lineage: Eukaryota; Metazoa; Arthropoda; Branchiopoda; Diplostraca; Daphniidae
Product: arrestin domain-containing protein 2-like
Exons: 9
Coding region: 544-1851 (435 amino acids)
Biological process (GO): protein transport
Cellular component (GO): cytoplasm
Source: RefSeq, a predicted model, not a curated record
GCUAUCCAUCCAGUUGGGCAAGUGACUUUGCUCCGCCAACAAGCGGUCUGACCCUGGCUCUCGGUUGUUCCCGUCUGUUCAUAUCUAUCCGUCUGCCCAUCAGUCGUGAGUGGUGUCUGUUAACCAAGUAUUACCAACGUUGGUCAAAAAUUCUCCCAACAUAUAAAACCACAUCGAAUCAUUUUUCUUUCAGUUGCAUUUUAAUUUUCCCCCCUGUGCGCUAACGAAUAAUACAGUCGCUAUUUAAAAACAAACAAACAAACACAAAACAAGUGCACAUUCCUUAUAUUCACUCUCCAGUUUCCAUUAUUGCAAAGUGAAAAAAUCAAGUGAUAUACACAGCGGCAUCCGUUGAAGGGAUGCGCCAGUCGAUCUAUAUUAUUCCGACUGAUAAAUCAGCAUCGAAGCUCUCCGGCUUGCAAUAUAAAUUCUGCAUCACAAAAGCAACACUCACCGCGCACUUUGAUUGAAACGACAGUCAUGACUAGAUAGAUCAAUUGUGGAGCUCCAGCUGUCGGCAAGCGCCGCCAUUCAGCCACCGACAUGGAUUACAUACGAGAAUUCGACAUCCGCCUGGAGAAAGAAAUGUACUACGCCGGCGAGACCGUCUACGGCGUCGUUAUCCUCGAUACCUCAGAGAACUUCAAACUAAGAGCUGUCCGCGUAGUGCUACGAGGAAGAGCUCAUCUAGAAUGGAAAGUGGUGGUUUCCGGCGACCAACAAUCAAUUAGUGACGACCAGUACUUCAUAGACGAACGAUCGACUAUCUGGGGAAAAGAGAAAGCCGACGGGUCCAUCCCAGUGCUGCCCAGAGGUUAUCACCAGUUUCCCUUUCACUUUUUAUUGCCGGAGAGCUGUCUGCCUUGCUCGUUCGAGAGCAAGAUAGGAACGGUUCGAUACUACAUCAAGGCGACGGUUGAUAUACCGUACGCGUCCCCUCCACAAGGUAUGAAGUACUUCACCAUCAUCGGACCUCACAUCGACUGUAUGGAGGAGCAAUACCUGAAACCGCUCAGUCGACGGAGAAAGCGGAUUUCUUGCUGCCUCUGCUGUAAGAAGGGUCCUCUAUCCCUGAGCGUUCAACUCGACAGGUCUGCUUACGUCAGCGGCGAAAGCUUGCGUUUGAAGGCUGACAUCCACAACCGCAGCGCUGAAGAAGUGCGGCUUCGACUACGUCUCGUCCAGUAUGUGGAGUACACUAUUCACCGAGUAGUUCUCGGCGCCACCAAGGAGCUGCAACAUGUUGUGCUAGAAUAUCGAGGCGAUCCAGUCCAGCCGGGGAGGCGUUCCAAAUUCGAUUCAUCUCAGUCACUGGUGCUGCCAGCCUUACCGACGACGCUAGUUGGCGUCUGUCGGAUGAUUAACGUCUAUUACGCCCUUCACGUCAGUUUGCUGUUGGAGUCGGAGGCAGAGGACUUGACAAUGGAGUUCCCCGUAACAAUAGCCACCGUUCCGUUCCGGAUUCCCAAUUCACCCAACCAGCCAGUGGUUUACUACGAGCCGGCGUGUGAGCAUGUGGAAGGAGGUCGAUAUGUCGGGCCGGAGUUCCAGCUUGGCCAAGUUUACGACGGUGGGCCCAACACUUGUGACGCGGACGUCGUUCUCUAUCGUCCCGUCUAUGUCUGCGUCAGCUCGUUGCGAAGUCACCUGAAAACUGGCAACAAUUUCGCGGCCAAUUGUGCUAAACUGACGCAACAGAACAGCAAGGAUCGAAGCACCCUAUUGGCUGCCACCGCGACUAAUGUUAUCGCUUCGAAUUCACCCGUCACCAAGGCGGCCGUCUCCGCUACAGCCAAUGCCGGGAGCUCGUCAAGCGGUGCACAGCAGUCGACUACGUCUCAAGACUCCUGACAUGUUGCGUCGUGAACGAUUUCCACGACAACUAUAAUCACCGGUUCUUAAUGGCCGGACUCUGUCCAACAGUGUCCCAACACGGAUCAGCAGACGAUUUAAUUCGUUUAUUUUUAUUCUUGGCAAACUUGGUGCUCUUGUCGACCAUGCACAAAGACGAACGCACAUGGAAUUCAUAAGAGACGUUUUGCUGAUGAUGGUUGACUUUUUUUAUAUUUUAUUUUACAUGCCACUGCAUUGAAAUACUUCCCCCAGUCGACUGAGAAAUGCCACGCAAAUUUUUCAAAAAAACCAGUCGAAUCGACAAAUAUACAUACCAAAUAAAACAAAAACAAAUAAUCCCGGAUGCUGGCUCCGAGUUGUUUUGUUCCGAUUCCCCCGUUUUUUCAACGCCAAAUGUGUGAAUUUUUAGUCGAUGAGAGCAUUGAUAUUUCCUUUUUUUUACACAUAGCACGCGUCGUGUUGUUUGUUUUACUUGUGGUAACAGUUAUUAUUUUAGACAGCCUUGCUUCGUGUGGGAGCGGUAAGUAACUGAGUACGGUACAGAUGGCAGUAUUAAUACUACUCAUCCGCAAAGAUCCAGCGGAAAGGAUGUCGGAAACCUGGGCCGGCCCUCGUUCCACAAAUCAGAUAAUCGGAUCUCACUGAAUCCUAGCGAUUCCCAGUGAACUAAAAAAAAAAAAUGUCCAACGGUCUCGCACUCGGUCGACAACAAACCCAACCAAAAUCUCCUAUUUUUUCAUGGUUUUUGGAGCGCAUAUUUAUGAUGAAACAUUGUUUGUGAAUGUAUAACGCAGUUCGGCCUUCUUAUUUGGCCGCGAUUUGAAACGUUCUUUGUCUUAGAUAUUACCCGUGUUUGUUGGUUCUUUCAAGGCCAGACUCUUUUUCUUUCUAAUCUCUUUUUUUACUUUCAUCUUUUCACAAUUCGAAUGUUGCACAUACUUUGGUUUUCUGAUGAGUUAACCGGUUAUUUUUUCUCCCUUUGCCCCUUUGAACAUCUCCUUUUUUUUUAAAUGCUCCCCCAUUUUUGCAUUCGAGUCGUGAAUACAAUCGGACGAUUUCAAUAUUUAAGUGAUGA